Molecule: messenger RNA, 1745 nt
Organism: Rhagoletis pomonella (apple maggot)
Lineage: Eukaryota; Metazoa; Arthropoda; Insecta; Diptera; Tephritidae
Exons: 1
Coding region: 339-1745 (468 amino acids)
Source: RefSeq, a predicted model, not a curated record
UAAAUUUGUCGCGCUUUUUAAAUGAGUUUUUUUUUGGUCGGCAAAAAUCCUCUUAGCUAAAUCCUCCCCGCGGGUGCCGACUGGGCAAUGGGCGUCGCUGCUGUCACCGUGAUGGCUUAGCACCUAGGCUAGUACCUAGAGCGGGUCUUGGCGGUGGGAGCAGGUGGCGUCUAGCGAAGGCAGGAAUACGUAUCCAUCCUUUAGCUCUUGCUAGUGCUUUGCUCUGCAUAUGAAACUGGGGGAGGGGGGUGUAUGCCUACUUCUGCCAUUGCUAACGAGGUACCUGGCGGUAGGUAUAAAACGCUAGGGGUAGAGGUUCCCUGACAUAAAAACUCAUCAUGGAGGCCAGAAAGGAAGAAGAGCGGGCUGGGAUAUCAGCCCAAACGUCGGUGGGAGAAGUGGCUACUACCACCGGCGGGCACAGCGAGUCUACUUGCUGUGUCGCCAGCGGCCACACCUCCGCUGUGAAGGGAGCGGUUCACAGCGGUUGUAGUAUUGCCGCCAAAGCGACGCUACAGCGCAGGGGUGCCACAGUCCACGAAGACUCGGACCUCGAAAGCGGUGAGAGCGUUUGCACACAAGAAGAGGAGGCCUUGCUACGCUCUCCGGGGGAUGCCAAAGGUGCUUGUUCGGCAUCAAAGAAAAGGCCUAGGGCAAAACCCAGUAAGGAGGGGUUGAAGGCUAAAGCCAUAUACAAGGCGGCGGUCAAAGUCCACGAGAGACUUAGGUGCAAGUCCAACCGGACGAAGGAAGAGGAGGAAAGGUUGGCUUGGGCUAAGGAGAAAAUGGAGGAAGGCCGGGCGUACUACGCGGCAAGGCCACGAUUCACUGCCACGGAUCCGGGAUUCGCAAACCGGAUAGAGGAAGGAAUCGCGGCUAAAAGGCAGCGGUCUGCUGAAAGCGAGACAGCAAGGCCAGCCAAAAAAUCGAGGCGCAGAGACGACGCUGCAAAGCCAAACGUCAGGCUCGAUCUAGAGAAACCGACUACAUCGAGAGCGGCGGCAAUGGCCAGUGAGGUAGCCAGAAGACACCUUAUCGUGGCACUCACAGACCGGAGCAAUCCGCUGGGACAAAUCUCUCAGGAGCGCUGGGGAGCAGUAGAGCAUAAGCUGCUGGAUGCGCUCGUCGCAAAAAUGGAUGGGGACCCCACCACGACCAUGCCCACUUUCGAUGGUGCGGGGUGGCUAAAUGGGGUGAAAAUAAUAAGAUGCAAGGACGAUCCCUCUCUACUAUGGGUAAAGGAAGCUGUUGCGACGCUUCAAGGCCCGUGGGAGGGCGCCGUCUUGGAGGUUGUGGACCGCAGCUGCAUACCAUCCAUACCGAAAGCGAAGGUGCUCAUACCCCGCACGGUAAAACCGGAGAAUGCGCUGCGGCUUCUGCAGAGACAGAACCCAGACGUGCCGACGGGAGAUUGGAGGGUGUUAAAGGUCACCAACUCCUGUAAGGAGGAUGGCAGCCAAAAUUACAUCCUCCAAAUCAACAAGCCGGCCGAAGACAUACUGUACGCUAGGUUCGGGAAGAUGGCGUGGGGCAUAGGUAGCGUAUACCUUCGCCUGAAGAAGCGAAGCCUGGCCGAUAACAAUGCUAACACACUGGAGGAGCGAGAGGUCGAGAAGGAUCUGGGAGAGAUCCUGGAGGCCACUUUGAAGCUCCAGGAGACCGAGAAGGGCGAUCCGGAGAUUCUACCCGACCCCGAAAAGAAUCCUGAUCCUUGCAGUGAAGGUUCUUCAAAUAAAUCUGCAUAA